Candidula unifasciata is the source of this 1175-nucleotide messenger RNA. NCBI's taxonomy places the organism in Eukaryota, Metazoa, Mollusca, Gastropoda, Stylommatophora, Geomitridae. The record is from the annotation of a GenBank genome assembly.
CGCCACCGGUGGAAGUCGAGUUUGAGAUGGAGGUCCCGACAACAACCACAACCAGUCGACCCCCUGCUAACUACCAAUGGGGACAGUAUAAUCAGAACUACGGUGCUAACCAGUACCAGCCGGGUCCCUCUGGUUCCUACCAACAGAACCAGUACCAACAGCCGGCGCCUCAGACGCAGCCUAGCGGUUACAGCAACAGCUAUUAUCAACAGAAGACAUCACAACCACCACAACAACCCCAGCCACAACAGCCUCCACCUCAGCAGCAGCAGUAUGCCCAGAGCGGAUGGAGCCAACAACAGCAGCAACCAGGUGCUUACGGCUCGCAGUCGCCUCCACCAGCAGGGGACCCAACAGACCCCUUCUCUACCAAGUUUGACAUGAGCGCGCUGAAACCGACCGUCUUCAAUUCCCAGUUCCAGAACCAGCCACCGCAACAGCAAGGUGGAGAAUUUGCUGGGAUUUUCGGAGACCAGGGCGCUCAGAGACCAAACCCCAACGCACCGCCUGGAAAAGUUGACUUUGCAUCUAGGGGUCCCAACCCCAUACAGCUGAACCAGUUCUUGGCUCAACCGACCUCCCCUAAAGACGCGAACGCUUUGGAUGCUUUGUUGGGUUCUCUGCUCAGUGGCACAGUAGCAGCGCAGAACAGCGGCCAGGUGUCAUUAUACCCCGUUCGAAACACAACGGCAUCUCCUGCUCCAGCGUCAGCCCUUGUAAGUGACAGGCUCAACGGGUUUGUCCUGGGCCCCAAAACGGAGUAUCGCAGCAACGUAUUCAGCGAGAUCCCAGUCAACAACGCUGCAUACGAUAGCCUGAACCCACUAGCUGGGUUUAUGGGUGAGACUCCCCCUCCACCAAUAACCACCACACCUAUACCACCAGGCAGAAACGGCGAUUUCCUGGAGGGCUUUAUAGGUGUCAACAAGGUGUUUGAGCCACCAAAACCUGCCAGGGAUAACUAUCAACCCAAUAUCUACGUGUACAACCCCAUGAACGACGCCGCUCCUCCUCCUCCUACUCCUGCUGCAAGGUCCCCGCCACCUGCAGCCCCACCAGCUCCUGCAGCUCUAAAUGACCAAGCACUGAACAACAUGGGGACCCAGGAACUGGGUUUCCUAGUUGAGAAGUUGCUAGGAGCUAUGGCUAAACAACAAGGCCCGGGCCAAGGUUGA